AUGCUCUGUAGGAUCAUAUUCUGCGUUUCCGUCCUCCUUUCCAUCCUCAUCGUCCUCCUCCUCGCUUUCCUCUCCCCGAUUCCCCACCACAGUAAUCCCAACACCAACAAGCCUUGGGUAGCCCUCUCUCUCUACCUCCAGCAGCCUCAGAACUCGCCGUCAGCCAGACCCACGGCCGACGGCGGCGGUGGCGGGGUAUUCGUUUUCCACCGUUCGCUAACCGAAGGCCCGGAGAAUACUUCCAGAGUGGUCGGGAGAGCUCAGGGGUUCAUCAUCCCCGUCGAGACGUUUGCCGAUUCGGCUUUCAACAUCGUCUAUCUGACGUUCCAGACGCCGGAUUUUUCCGGGAGUUUGAGCGUGCAGGCGAGGAGCGCGGCGGCGGGGAGGAAUGACGAGGAGCGGCGGCUGGCGGUCGUCGGCGGAACUGGGUCCUUCGCGUUCGCUCGCGGGUUUGCGGUUUUGGCGCAGGAUAAGAGUGAGGAGAAUCGGAAGCAGUUGAAGCUUCAGCUCAAAUUUCCCAAUCGGUCCCAAACGAUUUUCCCUGGCUGA
Molecule: messenger RNA, 549 nt
Organism: Linum tenue
Lineage: Eukaryota; Viridiplantae; Streptophyta; Magnoliopsida; Malpighiales; Linaceae
Source: the annotation of a GenBank genome assembly